AUGCCCUCAGUGAUCUCUUCGGGCGGCAUCACCAAGUUCACCAACUGCCGCCUCACGCGUGGGGACAAUCUCGUAUCCGAGGACCUUUGGGUGAGCUCUCACACUGGUACUAUUCUGUCUAGCCAGGCGACCUUUUUCGAUUCUGGCACUCUGCCCGACCGUAUCAUUGAUCUCGGGGGCCGUAUAAUCUCUCCUGGUUUGAUCGACGUCCAGCUCAAUGGGGCAUUCGGCUUCAACUUCUCAACAUUGCCCGAUGACAUUUCGGAGUAUCCUAAGGCUGUCGCAGAUGUGAAUAAGAAGUUAACCACUACGGGUGUCACUUCAUAUGUCCCGACCUUGACUAGUCAAAAGCCAAUUCUCUAUCAAAAGGUGCUACCUUUUCUUCGUCCAAGCCGCCUUCGGUUUGCCCAUGACGGAGCAGAGUCCCUUGGUGCACAUGUGGAGGGGCCUUUCCUCAACCCCGGGAAGAAUGGCAUUCACGAUGUCAACGUGCUCCAGGAGGCCUUCAGCUUCCAAGAUAUUGAAACUUGCUACGGCGUGGAGAACUUGGGCAGAUCAGGGGAGCCAAACGCUGAGCCCGCUCCGAUAAAGAAGAUCACCCUCGCCCCAGAGCGCGGGAAUAUGGUGCAGCUAAUCCCUGAGCUGACCAGCCGAGGCAUCAUCUGCUCUAUCGGUCACUCCGAAGCAACGUACGAAGAGGCUUCAGAUGCCGUCGCAGCUGGAGCUACAAUGAUCACGCACCUCUUCAAUGCCAUGAGGCCUCUCCAUCACCGCAAUCCCGGAAUCUUCGGCGUGCUUGGAGUUGUCACCGACAAGCUCCCGAGGCCUUACUUCGGUAUCAUCGCCGAUGGCAUUCACCUCCAUCCCACCGCUAUCAACAUCGCUUUCAAUGCUCACCCGGAGGGAUUCAUUCUCGUUACUGAUGCCAUGCACCUGGUUGGGCUCCCGGAUGCCGUGUAUCCCUGGACUAACGGCGACGUGGAUAGUAGGAUCGUCAAAGUUGGGCCGACGCUGUUACUGGAAGGGACAGACAAGAUUGCUGGAAGUUCUAUCACCCUGAUCGAGUGUGUGAAUAAUUUCCUCAAAUGGUCAGGUACCUCGGUCGGCAAAGCGCUCAAGGCAGUCACUUCAACGCCAGCAGCCAUGCUCGGUGUCGAAGACCGCAAGGGGAGCUUGGACGUGUGUGCCGACGCUGAUCUCGUCAUCUUCUCCGAGGAGCAAACGACUGAAGGUAUCACGCAGCUCGUAGUUGAUGAAGUCUGGAAGCUGGGAACUCAGGUCUACUUGCGAAAAGGGGCAACCGGGAUGGCGAAGAAGGCUUAG
Fusarium keratoplasticum is the source of this 1323-nucleotide messenger RNA. Its product is annotated as N-acetylglucosamine-6-phosphate deacetylase. Gene Ontology annotation, biological process: N-acetylglucosamine catabolic process. The transcript is spliced from 3 exons. Gene Ontology annotation, molecular function: N-acetylglucosamine-6-phosphate deacetylase activity. The coding region runs from base 1 to 1323 and encodes 440 amino acids. The record is from RefSeq and is a predicted model, not a curated record. Lineage: Eukaryota; Fungi; Ascomycota; Sordariomycetes; Hypocreales; Nectriaceae.